GGGAGAAGGCCGCAUCGUGAUCCACGUGAUUAUGCCGACUUCUUGGAUGGCUGGAUCUUCUUCUUCGUCUGUCUCUUCUACAUAAUUUCACUCUAGUCUUCCAUCGGUAGCUAGGUCUUUUCUCUCUCUGCCUCUUGUUCCGUGAAAUCGGCGAUCAAUCGGAGUUCACAACCUUCGCUGCUUUCAAAUUCGUGUUCUCAGUUAUUAAGGAAAGAUGCAUCCAGCACAAAUGACUUAUAUUGCAACAACUUGUUGCUUGGUGAUUACAUUGUUGGUUUCUGCUAAAUUAGUCUUGACACAUAUAUUGUGCUGGAGGAAACCAAAGGAACAGAAGGCUAUAUUGGUUAUCAUUCUUAUGGCUCCUUUAUAUGCUGUUGUAUCUUACACUGGUUUGUUACAUUUUACAUGGAGCAGUUCUUAUUUUACUUUUCUUGAAUCAAUCAAGGAAUGUUAUGAAGCUUUGGUGAUUGCUAAGUUCAUGGCGUUGAUGUAUAGUUACUUGAACAUAUCCUUGAGCAAGAACAUAGUUCCAGAUGGGGUAAAAGGAAGAGAAAUUCAUCACUCGUUUCCAAUGACUCUUUUUCAGCCACAUACAGUUCGGUUGAAUCACCAAUCGCUAAAGCUUCUAAAGCAGUGGACAUGGCAGUUUGUUGUGAUUCGACCUGUAUGUUCAAUCUUGAUGAUAGUUCUUCAAAGAAUGGGAAUAUAUCCGAGUUGGGUCAGCUGGACAUUCACUAUUAUCUUAAACAUUUCAGUCUCACUUGCACUGUAUUCUCUUGUGAUCUUUUACCAUGUGUUUGAUAAAGAAUUGAAACCACACAGCCCUUUAGCGAAAUUCUUGUGCAUCAAGGGAAUUGUCUUCUUCUGUUUCUGGCAGGGGAUUGUGCUUGAGAUUCUAGCUGCCAUGGGGGUAAUAAAAUCCCAUCAUAUUUGGAUUGAGGUGGAGCAAAUUGAAGAGGCAUAUCAGAAUGUGUUGGUGUGUCUGGAGAUGGUUUUUUUCGCCAUUAUUCAGCAGUACGCUUACAGUGUCGACCCCUAUAGGAUUGGUGUUGUAUCAUCUUCAUCGUCAAUCAAGGAGAAGAAGAAAGACAAGUAGUUUCAUCUCGUUCGUAUUCUGUCGUGGGAAGAUGAUGAAUUAUGUCAACUUUGUUCUAUUUUUGUUAAUUAUGCUGUGGGAUGUAACUUGUGUUUCUCUUGGACUUUAUUAACAUCUUGAGAUUUUUGUUAAAAUAAAUUAUCAAAUAAAUAAAACAUAUAUUAUAU
Molecule: messenger RNA, 1263 nt
Organism: Impatiens glandulifera
Lineage: Eukaryota; Viridiplantae; Streptophyta; Magnoliopsida; Ericales; Balsaminaceae
Product: transmembrane protein 184B-like
Exons: 5
Coding region: 215-1096 (293 amino acids)
Biological process (GO): transport
Molecular function (GO): transporter activity
Source: RefSeq, a predicted model, not a curated record